This is a messenger RNA of Dermacentor silvarum, 7373 nucleotides long. It is a transcript of the gene GABA-B-R1, whose product is annotated as gamma-aminobutyric acid type B receptor subunit 1. Gene Ontology annotation, biological process: G protein-coupled receptor signaling pathway; gamma-aminobutyric acid signaling pathway. NCBI's taxonomy places the organism in Eukaryota, Metazoa, Arthropoda, Arachnida, Ixodida, Ixodidae. The record is from RefSeq and is a predicted model, not a curated record. The transcript is spliced from 17 exons. Gene Ontology annotation, molecular function: G protein-coupled GABA receptor activity. Bases 569 to 3184 code for a protein of 871 amino acids. Gene Ontology annotation, cellular component: membrane; G protein-coupled receptor heterodimeric complex.
AGUAGAUCGGAUGAGCCUCAUUCGCCUCUGUGGAAAAAAAAAAAAAAAUAUCAACCACUUCUUUUUGUAUAAGUCACAUUUUUUUGAAGGGUGAUAAAACAACCCAUCUUGCGCAUCAGGAAACGACGGUUGCCCAGCAACGGCCCCUUCCUUCCCCUCCCCCCCCACCCGCUUACACCUCACGUCCUCACUCUCUUGCUCGGGCUCUCGCCUCUCGCCGCGCUCGGACGGGUGGCUGGUGCUCCGCUCGCGCGCGCGCGUUAUGUGGUGGGGGUGGGGGCAGUGGCGGGGGUGCGUGGUGGCGUCAUCCGACAAGUGUGCUUGUUUUGCUUGUUGUGCCUAUACGUCGGCAGUGGCAGCAAGUUGUUUUCGUCGUCGCUAAUUGCGUCUAGCCAAUGCCGUGGUCUCGAUCGUGUGGAUGCAGUGCGAGGCGACCCCGGUCAGCGGCAGGGACGCUCACGAGCGCGGCCUCGGUGAUCCACUCACCCAGUUUGCGGCAGCGGCAUUGAACAGCACCGAGCGAUAGCCCUGCGCGGCGAUCGAUACGCUAAGAGAGGCAACCGUAGGAAUGAACGCGAUGGAUGGAACUUCUGCCCUUUUACUGGCCGUGCUGCUGUGUUUGGCCGCGAUGUUGCAAUACGCGAGCCCCUUGCAACCGAACGAAAAAGCCGAGAUAGGAGUGCAAAAGCUGAAGAGUCUGUACAUAGCUGCAGUGUUCCCCAUGAAGGGCCAUGGUGGCUGGCUUGGCGGUCAAGGAUGUCUUCCAGCGGCGCUGAUGGCACUGGAAGACGUGAACAAGCGAUCGGAUCUCUUGAUUGGCUACAAACUCGAAAUUGACUGGAGGGACAGCCAGUGCAAUCCCGGCCUAGCUGCGACAGUCAUGUAUGACCUGCUCUACAAUGAGCCGCAGAAAUUGAUGCUGCUUGGAGGUUGCAGUAUUGUCUGCUCUACGGUAGCAGAAGCUGCUAAAAUGUGGAACUUGGUCGUUAUAUCGUAUGGAUCUAGCUCACCUGCACUCUCCAAUAGAAAACGUUUUCCAACUUUCUUCAGGACGCAUCCAUCAGCUACCAUUCACAAUCCUACUCGCAUAAAGUUGUUUCAGAAGUUCUCGUGGUCAAGAAUCGCCAUCAUUCAAGAAGCUGAAGAAGUUUUUAUAUCCACAGGUGAAGACUUAGAAGCACGUUGUAAAGAAGCACACAUUGAAAUUGUUACCAGGCAAAGCUUUCUAACGGAUCCCACUGAUGCAGUCAAGAAUCUUGUGAGGCAAGAUGCACGGAUCAUUGUUGGCAUGUUUUAUGUUGCUGCAGCCAGACGAGUAUUCUGUGAGGCAUAUAAACAGAAUGUGUUUGGCAAGCAGUAUGUGUGGCUUCUAAUUGGAUGGUAUGAGGACGGUUGGUACACAGUGCAAGACAAAGGCCACAACUGCACUACAGAGCAGAUGAAAGAGGCCCUGGAAGGGCACUUCACCACUGAAGCUCUUAUGCUCAAUCAAGGAAACCAGGAGACCAUCUCGGGAAUGAGCUCGCAGCAAUUCCUGGAGCGGUAUGAGCGAGCGCUAGCGGAGCAGAAUGGAGGGCUUCAGGGCUACAAGCCUGAAGGGCAUCAGGAGGCCCCCCUAGCAUAUGAUGCCAUCUGGGCCAUUGCAUUGGCGCUCAACAAGACCAUCAACACCUUGCGUGAAUACUCCAUGAGCAUUGAGGACUUUACUUACACCAACCACAAGAUUGCAGAUGAAAUUUGGUCAGCCAUGAAUGCCACCCAGUUUCUUGGUGUCUCGGGAUUUGUUGCCUUCUCGGCAAAAGGUGAUCGCAUGGCAUGGACACUCAUUGAACAAAUGAUUGAUGGAAACUAUGUCAAGAUUGGUUAUUUUGACACCCAGACUGACAAUUUGACCAUAUUAAACCAAGAAAAGUGGGCAGAUGGGAAGCCACCCCAGGACCGUACAAUCAUAGUUCGGGUACACCGCAAAGUGUCACUCAGCCUCUUUGCUGGGAUGUGUGCAGUGGCCUUCAUCGGUGUUGUCUGGGCUGUUGGCCUGCUCAUAUUCAAUUGGAUAUUCAGGCACUCCAGGUACAUACAGCUUUCCCAUCCCAUGUGCAAUAACAUCAUGCUCAUCGGCAUCAUCCUGUGCCUGGUGUGUGUCUGCCUGCUUGGCCUGGACGGGCAAUUUGUCAGCGAGUUCAGAUAUGCACACAUCUGCCAGGCUCGCUCAUGGUUCCUGGCCAUUGGGUUCACGCUGUCGUUUGGUGCUAUGUUCUCAAAGAUAUGGAGGGUGCACCGGCUUACGACAAAGUCCAAGUCCGAAAGCAAGGGCCUGUCAUUCCAGCGCGUGGAGAGCUGGAAGCUGUAUGGGAUGGUGGGCGGCCUCGUGUUGGUGGAUGCAGUGAUCCUGUCUGCCUGGCAGCUGGUGGACCCCAUGCAGCGCCACCUCGAAGUCUUUCCUCUUGAACCACCUGCUCUCUCUGAUGAGGAUGUUCGCAUUGAGCCUGCCCUCGAGCACUGCGAGUCACGCAAUCAUGCCAUAUGGCUCGGCGUGAUGUACAGCUAUAAGGGCUUGUUGCUCAUAUUUGGCAUCUUCCUUGCAUAUGAGACGCGAAGUGUCAAGAUCAAGCAGCUCAACGACUCGCGCCUCGUUGGCAUGAGCAUAUACAACGUUGUGGUGCUGUGUCUGAUCACGGCGCCAGUCACGCUGGUGAUUGGCAGCCAGCAGGACGCCACCUUUGCGUUUGUCGCCCUGGCCAUCAUCUUCUGCAGUUUUCUCUCCAUGGCACUCAUUUUUGUACCCAAGAUUAUAGAGCUGGUGCGGCGGCCCCGCGAGCGUGCGGACGUGCGGAGCCUUAUGGACACCAUCACGAGCAAGGAGGAGGAAGAGAGGCACCAGCGGCUGCUUGCCGAGAAUGAGGACCUCAAAAAGCAGAUCGCUGAGAAGGAGGAGCAAAUUCAGGUGCUGAACCAAAAGCUGCAGGAGCGACAGCGGCUGGCCCACCAGACUGCUCUGCCUGCUAGCGGUGAGAGGGUGCGCAUUGCACUGCCACCCACCUAUGCGGACGGCCUGCUGGCCCCCAAGGAGCCUGUGGCCAUUGACCCCGUCUCCGAUUCUGGCUUUGUCACGGGCACCUCCUUGGUUGGCCGUGGCUCACGCCUCUCCCGUUCAGACUUUGAAUUCUCCGAGUCAUACCUUUAAUCUGUGGCAUACCAUCAGGUUGCACAACACCCGACAUGGCCAUUGGACUUUGCUAUUGGGUAUGAAGCUAUGAAUGGCUAAUGUACAAACUUUCAUAAUGGAUUUCUUUGUGUGGGAGAUACCUAGGAGGGGAGAGAGCAGCAAAUGGUGGUUUGCACUUUGGUUGUAAUUCUCAACCCUCAAGUUCGCUUAUCUUAUGCCACAUUUCAGGAAGAAGGGGUUGAUUUCAGGGUAGUCUUUUCCCCUUCCGUGAGAUUAGUGCUGGUGUGCAUUGGUGGCUUGUUUCUGCUUGGCCCAUUCUCGUGGCAUCCUAUUAAGUAAGGAGGCUUAAAGAAUGGAUCCUGCAGACUGUAGCUGUUUAGACAAUUGCCUUGCAAUAUAUAAGAGGUGGCAAAAACAGUGAAACAGGAGACAACAGCAGGAUGCUAAAGUAUUGAGUUCACAUUAUGGAAAGAAAGAAAAACUUGCAUAAAGGAUAUGUGCAUGUGUGUAUCCUAUGGACUGACCUGACUGCACUGUAUGCAUUUCCUCUUGCUUCAGACUGAGUUGUUCCUUUUCUGCCAAUGUUUCAAAUACUCAUUGCCACCAGUCAUUUUGGUUCUCACUGGUGAUGUGUUUUUCUUUUUUUUUUAGUUUGUACUCACAAAAAGUAGUAUUCUAACAUUUCAAUGUGAACACUGCAAUUUCUCUGUAUUCUACUUCACAUCAACAAGUUUUAGAAUUGUGUUAGAAUCAGGUAAACAUUGUAAUCAGACAUUGUGAACUAUGUUUAUUGCUUGAAAAUCUUCUUAGGGCAGGCCAAAAGCAGGCUGGAGGUGACAAGUGUUCAUUCAAUGGGAGCUGACGUGUGUUCAACAUCAUCUCUUGCCUAGACAGACACCACCAGUAGAGGGGUUGCUAUUGGGGUCACCAUGGGGGGUCAGGCACGUGCGUGCCGACAGGUCAAGUUUGAAUUAUCCGGUGAAGGCCAAUUUUAGGAUCGAAAUAACAAAAGUUUUGGCCCAUAGAAAUACAUGGGUGCUGGCCGGGACCUUCGGUUGGGAUCAAAUUAAGCGAAAAAUGGAAUUAACCAGAGUCGAAUUAACAGAAGUCAACUAUAAGCUUUUCCAUACAGGCAGGGAUGGUUCUUUAAUACUUAUUGUAAAUAACGAAUAACAAUGAGCAAAUUUUAUAAGGCUGGCGUGAUACCACCAAGCUUAAACAUUUAUUUUUCACCCUACCACAAAAACAAGGAUGAGCAGUGGAAAAGGAGGAGUGUUUAGGAGCUUUGCUUUUCAAGUGACUAAGUCAAAUGUACAGAAGGCAAAAACAGUCAGAACAUCAUCACCCAGCAAAAACAGUUCCUUUGGAGCUCUGUAGCAUUCUUUUGUGUCAUGUUUCUUUUCUUUCCCCUUUUUUUUAAGCAUUCUUACUCUAUUUACUAACUCUCUACUAGUCAAUGCAUAAUUAUAGUUUAGUGUGGCCUACUGCAAAACAUGCAACACAGUUCAAUUGCAUCAGAACAUGCUCACAUUCCAACAGCAAGAAGCAGAACUUACAAAAGCUACCCUAGAUCUUUCAAGCAAGGCUCAAGCAAUAGGUUAGCCAAAAAUUCCAGUCCCCUCUUUUCAAACAGCUCAGAAAUUGGCCAUUUACUUGCUUAAGGCAGAAAACAAGGAUAGAAAUAUGAUAACCUGAGCACUGGCUACCAAGUAAAUUCCAUGCAGGAAGAACAGCAAGCACUCACUUGUACUCAUUCUUUAUUCUUUACACACCACCUGCACUUCGUCUGCACAAGGUAUUGAAAUACUAAACAAAAUGCUAUCAUGAAUAAAAAAGACAUUAGUCUGUUAGUCUCUAAUUAACUGCUUUUCGCAUGACGAUGUUCCUACCUUGAACUUUCUAAGGAAUUGGCAUGCAAAUUGGCAUUGCACAUUGGUAUUGGAUAGUCCUCUGUCCAUUUGUCUCCACUGUGCCUGCUCUGCAUGAAUAUUCUUUCUGUCUUGUGCUGAAACGUACUUCCCCCAUCAGGAAUUUGAACAGUGACCACACAUCAAUGCUAGAUGUUGAUAAAAUGCUAGGAAAUGUGCAUCUCAACAUCUGCAGCAGUGUAGCUUGCACAAGUACUAUCUGCCUCCCAGUGCCAUGGGGACUGGUAACAGAAAAACAGGUUAUGUUUCUGCUGUUUAUAUUUAUAACAUGUUUUCCCUUUUCAUACACCAUUCAUAACAGUAACUGCCGUGUCGUAUAAUUCGAGCUAAUAGGUUCACUUUGUUAGAAUGUGGCUGUUCUUCAGUGAUGGCUCACUUGUCAACACAAUAAUUUUUUUUCCAGGAAAAUUCUUAAAUAACAAAAAAAUGUGCCUUUUGUAAGGUUUGAACAAAACUAACUAGCCAUGAUUCAUGGCUGGCCCAUGUGUCCGUCAGGCACCUCAGGUUUUCAUACAGGCAUUUGAAUUCAGUCACAUUUAUUAACAAAUGUGUUGAUUGCCUGGUGUUGCACCCUGAAGUCUAUCCUGUCACUUACUAUUUGUUCGCUUUGGUUAUGUAAGCUUGAAGACCGGUGUCCUUGCUAGCUGCAAUGCCUUACCUUGGUGCAGGGACAGUGCCCACAGCUGGGUUGCUCCAGAUUGCAUCUGUAUUUCUUAGUGCUGUGUUCCUUUACAAAACAGCUGUCUAACUUUUAACAGACACCCUUGUGUGUUCAGAGUAAAAGCAGUAUGAACACACUACUGGAGUCUAGGUUUCUAACAUCUACGUGAAAGAAUUUUAUUAUUCGCUACAUGGUUAUGUGUACAGGCACAGCCACUGUUAGCAGGAACACGGGAGCCCUUGGCAGAACUCCGUGGAGCAACACCAGCGGCGUCUCGCGAAUCUUGCAGAGCAGGCGCAGUUAAAGCGAUAGGCGGAGCACCCGGCGCGUCGUCUGCUACAGUUCCUCCCCUUCACGACCUUCCCCGUGUGCAUGUUGGUAUCCAUAUAUGUUAUGCGCACUAGCUGCUUCGAGUAUUCAUGCAAGUGCUGCCAAAGCCAAAUGUAUUGCAGGCUGCAUGGAGGCACCCCAAAUUUGGAACGUGAUUAAUACUUCCACACAGUUUUCGUUUGCGAAGGAUCAUUUUAAACUUUUUUAUUGGUUUGUAAAUAAGAAUGCUGAUUUCAAAACUCUGUGCUUUGAAGUUAUUCGAAAAUAAAUGGAAAUUAUCACUUUCCAAGGACUGGCUGGCACUGGGAAAAUCCAUUUGGGCGACAAUCAGAGCAGCCAUCUGGCUAUGCAAACAACUGUAGGGCGAACAGCUGGGGCAGUGAUCACUGGGUGAUCACUUUUGUGGAUAUUUUACUUUAGCGCAAUUUUGAGUGACUCAGCACCAGACACGUCCGCGUAUAGGUCAACACCAUUUCUGGUGCUGUGCCAAGUUGGCUAUCUUCACACAGUACCAAGAGCGCUAUCGGCCAUAUACUUCGACACAUCUAGUGCAGAGUCUCACGAAAUCUCCAAAAUCCCUGAGAGUGAUUGCCAGAGAAUACCGCCCCUGUUGUGUUGUUUAAGCUGAUGAUGCAAUUAGCACUGGGUUGCGUUGCUCUCUACGACAAUCUUGCAGUAAUCCAGCGCGGCAGGAAACGGUGAAAUAUUCCAGAAGCGACACACCCAGCCUGUGUGUUCCAGGCGAACGCAGCAACUAGUGCCUAAUACUUUGUCACAACACCCUUGGCAAUAGUCGCAGCAGCCAUUCAUCGAGGCAGAGAGCUGUAGAGAGCAUCCACCAGUGACGCAUCUUGCUUAAGACGCUCCUAUUCGGCUUGGACAGCCUGCCAAAGGUUGUCCGCCGACAGUAGGCAUUGGCGUGAAAGAACGGCUUUAACCAUGCCCCAAAUAUUUUCAGUAAUACUAAAGUCUGGUGACUGGGGUGACUACUCUAGAAUGGUAAUGUUCGGCUGGUGCAGCAGGGCGUCCACUUUCUCGGAAGAGUGCACUGGUGACCGAUUUUGCUGAAAAACGAAGGCAGUGUCGGGCAACUGCAGAUGCUUGAGGUGGGGAAUGGCCACAUCCUUCAAUAUUUUGCAGUACUUGUCAAUUCUAAACUUUCCCUCAAUCCAUGCAAUGGGUCCCAGGUGAUUCUUUGUCAACAUUCCCCAGACACAUACGACCAUUCUUCCACUGGAUGCUACCCUUUGUAGGAACUCUGGAUUGUAUCUAGGAGAAACAAUACAAA